GACAUGACAGCCUUUUUCCAUGUAGGCAUGUAGGACUGCAUAUGAAUAAGGUUAGGAUUUUAUAUUCAACAUUGUAACUUUCGUUUUCCUUAUUUGCAAAUAGAAACUGUUUUGACCAAACGUCAUGAGACGCGUCACUUAGGCCAUUGCGGUAAAAAGGGAUUCAAGCUAAUCCUACAUCAGAAGUUUCAACAUGACAGAUAGCUGGAGACUAGCAAUGUCGUUCUCUACUCAAGUCGUGUUUGUGAAGAUGUCCCUGCAGCUUUGCAUAAGUAACAUCCAGCACAUCUUUGCAACUGUCCUGGCAUGGAUAGGUGUGCGCGGUCCGCAGGUGCGGUUGACAUCUACAGGAAAAGUCAAUCUAGUCAAGGUGUUGGAAAAUAAUAUAUCUCAAACAGCGACAACUCCAAGCAGUGUCAAUUAUCAUUUUACUCGACAGUGCAAUUAUAAAUGCGGUUUUUGUUUCCACACGGCAAAAACGUCUUUUGUCCUGCCCAUUGAAGAAGCAAAGAGAGGUUUACAGCUUCUGAAGCAAUCAGGACUGGAAAAGAUGAACUUCUCUGGUGGAGAGCCUUUCUUACAGGACAGAGGGGAUUUCUUGGGUAAAUUAGUCCAGUACUGCAAACAAGACCUCCAUCUCCCAAGUGUCAGUAUUGUCAGCAAUGGCAGCCUGAUCAGAGAGAGGUGGUUCCAGAAAUAUGGCCAAUACCUGGACAUUCUGGCCAUUUCCUGUGACAGCUUUGAUGAGGACACGAACCAGACUAUAGGCAGAGCCCAGGGCAGAAAGAGCCACCUUGACAACCUCAUCAAAGUCCGGGAGUGGUGCCGGGACUACAAAGUGGCAUUCAAAAUCAACUCUGUGAUCAACACAUUUAAUGUGAAUGAAGACAUGAGAGAAAACAUUUCUGAACUCAACCCUGUACGCUGGAAGGUGUUCCAGUGUCUACUGAUCGAUGGGGAGAAUGCUGGGGAGAACAGUCUGAGGGAGGCAGAGAGGUUUGUCAUCAGCGAUCAGCAGUUUCAGGACUUCCUGGAUAGACACAGCACCAUCAGCUGCCUGGUACCUGAAUCCAAUCAGAAGAUGAGAGAUUCCUACCUCAUCCUGGAUGAAUAUAUGCGUUUCCUGGAUUGCAGAGAGGGGAGGAAGGAUCCAUCCAAGUCCAUCCUUGAUGUUGGCGUGGAGGAGGCCAUUCAGUUCAGUGGCUUUGAUGAGAAGAUGUUCCUAAAGAGAGGAGGGAAAUAUGUGUGGAGCAAAGCUGACAUGCGGCUGGAGUGGUGAUCCACACAUUGUAAUCAAUUCCACUUUUUGUUUGUACUUGUGUGUGUUUUUAUUUGUAUAGACAGUUGUAUUUAAUGGAUAACAUAAAUAGGAAAACAAAUAAAAUAAUAACUGUAGGCUACACCAA
Oncorhynchus mykiss (rainbow trout) is the source of this 1406-nucleotide messenger RNA. RefSeq names its product S-adenosylmethionine-dependent nucleotide dehydratase RSAD2. NCBI's taxonomy places the organism in Eukaryota, Metazoa, Chordata, Actinopteri, Salmoniformes, Salmonidae. The record is from RefSeq and is a predicted model, not a curated record. Gene Ontology annotation, molecular function: 4 iron, 4 sulfur cluster binding; catalytic activity. Gene Ontology annotation, biological process: positive regulation of immune response; defense response to virus. Gene Ontology annotation, cellular component: mitochondrion; endoplasmic reticulum membrane; lipid droplet.